GAGUUCAGAGCUUCUUUGCUCUGCAUAUAUCCAUUUGUCUUUUAUCUUUCUUUUUUGUACAAAUUAAAUUCUGUAGAAAUUCGGUCAUAUGUACGAGAGAGUGAGCGGGGAACAGAGGAAUAGAGUGACAAUGGUGAGGAUAUUAUCCAUGGCGUCGUCGAUUAGACCUUCGCUAUCCUGAUUUAGGUCUGCGGCUGCUGCAGGGCCUCCUUCUCGCUUCGCUGUACCCUUCGCUUCGUGUUUCCAGAAUUCUUGUCGCCCUCUCAGCUUAUUGCAUCUUGGCAGUGCUGAAGUGCUAGAGCAUAAGCUAAGGAAGUGUAUGAGCAGAUUCUAGUACCAAGAUUGGCUAAAAAUAGGGAAUCACUCAGGCCAUUGUUAUAAAAGCUUCUUCAUGAAUAAAAUCAAUUACAUCUGAUGUUAAAGGCUUCAGCAAUAACAUGUGUAUUUUAAGGACCAACUGGUUAUUCAAUAUUGAAAGAUUGCAUAGGGUUCAUAUAGAGUGAUCAAUUUUUGAGGUUAUAAAGACAGCUGGAGCAUCUAGAUAUCUCAAGCCUUUUCAAUUUCAACAUUUUAUUAAGUGGUCACUUCUGCUGGUUAAUUUCAAAAACACAGAGUUUCGGCAGGGAGACAUGGGAUUCGGAAAUAGAGGGGUUGUUGGUGAUAAAUGGUCUUCAAGGAUUCUUUGGGUCUGUGCAAUUGGAAGUGCAAUCGGCCUCUAUAUGGUAGCCGUAGAAAGGCAAGCACAGAACAGGGCGAAAAUGAUGGCUGAAGCUUUGGGCGGUGCAGGGUCAGGUGCAGACAAGGGUCAAGAAAUCUAAUUGUAGUUUUUCAAAUUCUCCGUGAUUUUAUUGUAAGCUUAAGAGCACUUCAGGAUGUUUCCAUUGGUUAGUUUUAAUAAAUGAUUUACUUGUUCUUUUGGAGUAAUAUAGUGGGUUUAGACUUUAGAUGUUUGGUUGCUUUGGCAUGCUUGAAUCAUGCGCAUAACAUAACUGUGACUGGGUCGUAGAGGUUGGUGCUUUAUGGUCAAUUUCAACCAAUUUCUGUAAGCUUUACAAAACGUGUUAAACAUUUAGUAUACAACAAAAUUAUUCAGUGUUUAGGGGACUGCAGAGAGUAUCUUUCUAAAUGUGUAUUGGCCUGUCCUUAAUUGUCUUAUGUUAGAAUAGAGCUAACAUUGAAAGAAAUAUUCAAGCUCUUGUUCUGAAA
Molecule: messenger RNA, 1206 nt
Organism: Coffea eugenioides
Lineage: Eukaryota; Viridiplantae; Streptophyta; Magnoliopsida; Gentianales; Rubiaceae
Exons: 7
Coding region: 630-818 (62 amino acids)
Source: RefSeq, a predicted model, not a curated record